Molecule: messenger RNA, 2435 nt
Organism: Candoia aspera
Lineage: Eukaryota; Metazoa; Chordata; Lepidosauria; Squamata; Candoiidae
Gene: GIT2
Product: GIT ArfGAP 2
Exons: 19
Coding region: 93-2258 (721 amino acids)
Biological process (GO): synaptic vesicle recycling; regulation of ARF protein signal transduction; brain development
Cellular component (GO): synapse
Molecular function (GO): small GTPase binding; GTPase activator activity
Source: RefSeq, a predicted model, not a curated record
CCGGCGGCGUGCGCGUGCGCGGCGAGCCUCCUCCGUGACUGGCGGGGCUGAGGGCGACCUGCGAGCGGCGGCGACCCCCGGCCCUGCCCGCCAUGUCCAAGCGGCUGCGGAGCAGCGACGUCUGCGCGGAUUGCAGUGCUGCGGAGCCGAGCUGGGCCUCCGUGAACCGGGGCGUCCUCCUGUGCGAUGAGUGCUGCAGCGUCCACCGCAGCCUGGGCCGCCACAUCUCCCAGGUCCGGCACCUGAAGCACACGCCCUGGCCCGCCACGCUGCUGCAGAUGGUGGAGACCUUGUACAAUAAUGGCGCUAACUCCAUCUGGGAGCACUCGCUGCUGGACCCAGCAUCGGUCACGAGCGGCAGGCGCAAAGCAAGCCCUCAGGACAAAGUGCACCCCAACAAAGCGGAAUUCAUUAAGGCAAAAUAUCAGAUGCUGGCCUUCGUUCAUCGCUUGCCAUGCCGGGAUGACGACAGCGUGACCGCCAAGGACCUUAGCAAGCAACUGCACUCCAGCGUCAGGACGGGCAACCUGGAGACCUGUUUGAGGCUUCUCUCCCUGGGAGCACAGGCCAAUUUCUUCCACCCGGAGAAAGGGAACACCCCACUUCAUGUCGCUGCCAAGACCGGGCAGAUUUUACAAGCCGAGCUGCUGGCUGUGUACGGAGCUGAUCCUGGCACCCCAGACUCCUGUGGGAAGACGCCCGUGGACUAUGCAAGGCAAGGAGGCCAUCACGAGCUGGCAGAGCGCCUGGUGGAAAUACAGUACGAGCUCACUGAUCGGCUGGCCUUCUACCUCUGCGGCAGGAAACCGGAUCACAAAGGCAGGCAGCAUUUUAUUAUACCUCAGAUGGCAGACAGCAGCUUGGACAUUUCGGCGCUGGCCAAAGCAGCCAAGAGGAAGCUUCAGUUGCUGAGCAAUCACCUGUUUGAAGAGCUCGCCAUGGACGUCUACGACGAGGUGGACCGGCGGGAGACAGACGCAGUGUGGCUCGCGACACAGAAUCAUAGCACGCUGGUCACUGAGACGACCGUGGUCCCUUUCCUUCCUGUCAACCCAGAGUACUCUUCAACAAGAAACCAGGGAAGGCAGAAGCUGGCCCGCUUUAACGCCCACGAGUUUGCGACACUUGUCAUCGACAUCCUGGGGGAUGCCAAGCGAAGGCAGCAUGGGAAUCCUGUCCCGAGCGCCACAGAAAACGUGGAACUGAUCCUGAAGGCGGUCACCAGUCAGCACGGUCUGGGGAGUCACGAGGCUGACCAACCCGACUACGACAGCGUUGCCUCCGACGAAGACGGCGACCUGGAAGCAGGUUCGGGGAAGGCCCCUCGGCAGAAGAGCCUGGACUCUGACUUGUCUGACGGCCCCAUCACCGCCCAGGAGUACCUGCAGGUGAAAAACGCCCUGCUGGCUUCGGAGGCAAAAAUCCAGCAGCUUUUGAAGGUGAACGUCAACUUGAGCGAUGAGCUGAGGACCAUGCAGAAGAAGCUUCAGACCCUGCAGAGCGAAAACACGAGCCUUCGGCGGCAGGCCACGACCAGCCCCCACCAAACUCUGGCUGGCUCUGAGUACGCAGAAGUGCCCUCCAUUCGGCGCCCAUCCUUGCGCAGCAGCCGGCCCAUGUCAAUGUACGAGACGGGGUCCGCUCAGAAGCCCUACCUGCCCCUAGCUGAGGCCUCUUACCCUGAGGAGCAGCACGUCAUGCCACGGCUCCAGCUGUUCCCUCCCCACGCAUCCCGGUUGGAAAAGCAGAGCAGCUUGCCCGAGGGGGAUUACGACAAUGCCGUCCCUGCUCUGGAGCUGGAUGAGACGGGGCUCAUCCGGAAGGCCAGGCAGCGGAGUGGUCCCGGGCCAGAGGGCAAGGAGCCCGAGGCCCACCCCGGCGCCACCUUCCCCAGCACGGAGGAUGUUAUUCGGAAGACAGAGCAGAUCACCAAGAACAUCCAGGAGCUGCUGCGGGCAGCUCAGGAGAGCAAGCAUGAGAGCUAUAUCCCCUGCUCGGAGAGGAUCCGCCUGGCCGUCACUGAGAUGGCAGCCCUCUUUCCGAAAAAGCCGCAAUCGGAGCUGGUGCGCACCCCACUGCGGCUGCUGACCUCCAGCGCCUUCCGCCUGCAUUCUGAGUGCACGAAGGCCCUCCCGCCCGAGUCCUGCUCCACGGCCGACGUCCAGCUGGUCACCCAGCAGGUCAUCCAGUGCGCCUACGACAUUGCCAAGGCUGCCAAGCAGCUGGUCACCAUCACAACCAAAGAGAACGCCAACUGAGUGGGCUCCAUCACAGGGUUCGCCGCAGUCUUGGAAACUGUGUCAAGGUUUUCAGGGGAUGGUCUUUUUUUACAGGAAUAUUUAAAGCGGUGCGUUACCAUUUUUUUAAAGGAACCUCAGUAUUAAAUUUUUUGCAUGUUUUUUUUCUAAGAAGACUUUUUCCCAGGAUCACUAUAA